Messenger RNA from Trypanosoma rangeli, 876 nucleotides. Its product is annotated as eukaryotic translation initiation factor 4E (eIF4E) interacting protein. The coding region runs from base 1 to 876 and encodes 291 amino acids. The record is from RefSeq and is a predicted model, not a curated record. The transcript has a single exon. Gene Ontology annotation, molecular function: RNA 7-methylguanosine cap binding; translation initiation factor activity. Gene Ontology annotation, biological process: translational initiation. Lineage: Eukaryota; Euglenozoa; Kinetoplastea; Trypanosomatida; Trypanosomatidae. Gene Ontology annotation, cellular component: eukaryotic translation initiation factor 4F complex.
AUGGCUUAUUCACACCUUUUUUGUUUUGUUUGUGACUAUGUUGUCAUAGCUUGUCUUUUUUUUUUUUUACGCGUGCGGCAUAUUCAGAGUUUCCAGGCUUUGAAUCUCAUCUACUGCAUGCAGACACGACUGAAGUCACGGCCAGAUGAGCCCAAAUUAGCCGUGCAUCCACCUAGCUGCACUACUCCGCUCUGGGGUGUGUGGGAGAUGUGGUGCGUUUUACCAGAAUCUGCGGCUGGGGCGACUGGGAAUAACGCAGGCGUGCGAGGCAGCGCCGUAAAAGGGAGGGUCCCCACCAAGGUUAAGGAAACUAAUGCAACAUGGCUGGAUCAGGCGCGCAGCAUUGGCCUUUUUGACAACGCUGAAGGUUUCUGGGGAAUUGUUAAGUGCACGUUGCCACCUUCAGAGUUGCCACCCGGCAUCACAUAUUACAUGCUCCGGCGCAACAUUGCUCCCAUGUGGGAGCAUGAGGCCAAUCGGCGAGGAGGGCGCUGGGUGGUUCGAUUUCAACACCAAAAACACCGUCAGCAAUCGAAAGGAGAAAAGGAAGGGGAAGGGGAAGGGGCCGAGGAUCAGCCGGCGCGGAUUGAUGAGGCUUGGGAAAAGCUGUGCAUCGCGUUGAUUGGAGAACAAUUUCCGUGUCCAGAGACAGAGAUCUGCGGUGCCGCGCUGCGGCGGGCAGAGCGGCGUAGAGAAUGGAAGUUGAGUUUGUGGACACGCACGGCGGCUGACCAUGACACGCAGUUGGGCAUUGGCCAUUUCAUGAAAAAGUUUCUGGAUUUAGAAGACGGUGCCCUGCAGUAUCUGUCUCACCGUGAACUGAUGCAGGCAAGUGAGGAGGGAUGCUGGAAGGUGCCAUCCAAAUAUGAGUUAUAG